UAAACCAGACCGGUAGGGAAAAGGUGUAUAACUCUCGUCAGCUGUCAAUCAAUCUCUCUCCCGUCUCUCGAUCUGGUGGGCUCUCUGAGCUUUCUUCAUUUGAAAAUCCUUCUUCUACCUGAAAGAUUUUGUCAGCAGCUGGUUUGUGAUCUGAGAUGGCGACAGAGCAGAGCGGAUUAGAAGUCCAGGAGAGCCAGCCAAACCAAGUGGCUCCUGGCUUUGUAGGAGCGAUUGAAGAACAAUACAAGAAACUCAGAGAUCACGCCGAGGCUUAUCCAUACGUUUGGGGUUCUUAUACUGUUGUCUACGGCGGUCUUUUCCUUUGGACUGCUUAUAGAUGGAGGAAGCUUAGGAGAACCGAGGAUCGAGUUCGUGGUCUUCAGACUAAACUUAGGAAACUCGUCCAAGACGAACAAGCAGCAGCAGUAACAUCUUCUAAAUCUGCUCAAUCACUGGACAAGUCUUCUUCAGUUUCUGACAAGACAUCAUCAGUGCCUUGAUUAGUUACUAGUUUAGAAUCAAAACACAUUGUCUCUGUUAAGAUUUGUGACUAGAUCUGUUUUGUUACAUUGCUUUUUGUUACUUACCCGCAUAGGCUUUUUAUAAAAGCUCAAAUUCAAGUACAACCAAUUCAAUAUUCAUAAGGUUUUAACUCUGCUUUCUUUAAACUUUUA
Molecule: messenger RNA, 674 nt
Organism: Brassica rapa (field mustard)
Lineage: Eukaryota; Viridiplantae; Streptophyta; Magnoliopsida; Brassicales; Brassicaceae
Source: RefSeq, a predicted model, not a curated record